CUCCACUUAAGCUACCGAUUUGGCUAAAUAAAUCGAGCCCGAGCGAGUCGAGUCGCGUCGCAACUCGAUCCCGACUCAUCACCACGCGUCCUUCGGACCGAGUCGCAACUCGCACCGAGCGAGGUCACCAGCCAUGGCCUCCUCCGGCGAGGGCGACGAAGGGCGCGCUGCCGGGGAGAGACCGGAGGGAUCCAGUCCGAGGAAGGAAGAAAACUCUUGUGAGGCUCUUAUGACUCUUUCCGUCGCCGGAGGCGAGGAAACGACGCGGCGGGGGUUUCAGAAGCUGUGGACGGACGCCGACGAGAUCGCGGUGCUGCAAGGGUUCUGGGACUUCACGUCUCGGCGGGGGACGGCGCGGGCGGACUACCAGCACGACACGGGUCCUUUCUACGACGAGAUCCGCGGCCGACUCUGCUUCGAUUUCAGCCGGAGCCAGCUGGUGGAGAAGCUCCGCCGCCUGAAGAAGAAGUACCGCAGCACGGCCGGGCGGAUGGCCGCCGACAAGCGAUUCGCCUUCCGGAGCCCCCACGAGGAGGCCACAUUCGAGAUCGCGCGCAAGAUCUGGAACCCGGUCUUCAAGCGCGUCCGCGACGCCCAAAGCGGCGAUCUUGACCACGGCGACGCCCUAAAAGAGGGAUCUUUGGACUCGGAUCCCGAUUUUAAUCCGAGGCCUCGAGGCCGCCUCAAGAAGGGAAAGGAAACGGAGACGGCGGGGGCGCUGCCGGCGAAGAUGGUGGAAGCGGAAGCCGCCUCCGUGGUGGCUCCGCCAAACAUGCCGAAUCUCGACAUAGUGGAGCAAACCUUGAGGAGCUGUCUCUCGCCGCUCUUCAACGAGAUACUUUGCAGCACAGGUAUCGGCAUAACAAUAUCCAACACCCCUCCAUUAAACCCCAAGCCACUGAACUCGAGGGCAGCGGCAGCGCCGGCGCCGGCGCCGGCGGGUGAUAGAUGGAAGCACCACCAGAUUCUCGAGUUGGAGGUCUACCUGAAAAGGCUGGAGCUUGUUCAUGAAUACAUCAAAUUGAAGCUAGAGGAGCUCAAAUCUCAGGGAAGCUGCUAAAACUAGAGAUAUUCUAUCGAAAAACAGAGAGGAAAAAAACCAUCUUGCUUCCAAAUCUUCUUCAGAUUUAUCAGUGACUGCCACUUUGAUAAUUUAUCUCUUGUAAAGGUGUAUAACCCAUCGGAAUCUACAAAUAAACUUUUGCUUUUACCAUCCUAA
This is a messenger RNA of Zingiber officinale, 1219 nucleotides long. Its product is annotated as probable transcription factor At3g04930. Gene Ontology annotation, biological process: regulation of DNA-templated transcription. The transcript has a single exon. NCBI's taxonomy places the organism in Eukaryota, Viridiplantae, Streptophyta, Magnoliopsida, Zingiberales, Zingiberaceae. Gene Ontology annotation, cellular component: nucleus. Bases 134 to 1060 code for a protein of 308 amino acids. The record is from RefSeq and is a predicted model, not a curated record.